CCCGGGACCACCCCGCGCCCCGAGCCGUCGGGACUCCACCCUGGGCUUUCGACAGCUGGCGAGGCGGGCCGGAGGCGCGGACAGCUCCGCGCUCCGCCACCAUGGGCAGCGCGGGCGCGGAGGACAAGGACAAAGAAGCAAUAGAGGCGAAAAUCCCACAGAGCCACCAGGAUGUGAUGCCCAACGAUGAGCAGUAAUUACUGCAGCAACACUUCAGCCAGCAUGAGUGUCAAUGAAAUGUCUGCCUUCCCUCUGACUUUAGAGCAAAAGACUGGUUUUGCCUUUGUGGGGAUUUUGUGUGUUUUCUUGGGACUUCUAAUUAUCAGAUGCUUCAAAAUCUUGCUAGACCCCUACAGCAGUAUGCCUUCUUCCACGUGGGAAGAUGAAGUUGAGGGGUUGGAUAAAGGAACAUUUGAAUAUGCUCUUGCAUGAAAACUCACAGAAUAUCCUGCCUUAAAUUUGAUGUUGAUUUCAUUUUGGAAACCAACUGUUGUUACAUUUGUUAUACAUACCUGCAUUUUGGAGAUAUGUCGGUGGCAUCCAUUUUGUUAAAUAAAUAUUUGUUGCAAACUCAAAA
This is a messenger RNA of Hirundo rustica (Barn swallow), 577 nucleotides long. RefSeq names its product cortexin 2 (gene CTXN2). The transcript is spliced from 2 exons. Bases 187 to 432 code for a protein of 81 amino acids. The record is from RefSeq and is a predicted model, not a curated record. Lineage: Eukaryota; Metazoa; Chordata; Aves; Passeriformes; Hirundinidae.